Acanthoscelides obtectus is the source of this 370-nucleotide messenger RNA. NCBI's taxonomy places the organism in Eukaryota, Metazoa, Arthropoda, Insecta, Coleoptera, Chrysomelidae. The record is from the annotation of a GenBank genome assembly.
UCUUUCUAUGCUAUGUAAACUGAAAAUUAUUGAUGUUUUAAACUUAUAUUUGUGUCUCGCGAUUGUUUAGCGAAGUUUUCAAAAUGCCUUACAAGUGCUGCGUUCCUAAUUGUGUCGGUAAUUACGGAAAGGGUCCGAAGGUACACGUAUUUUCGUUUCCAUUGAAUGAAAACUGUCGUAAAAGAUGGCUCAAUGCAAUCCCUCGUAGUGAUUUAGUGGUUACAAAAAACACCCGAGUAUGCAAUUUGCACUUUGCCGAGGACCGCAUCAUUUGGGAAUCCACCUUCCAUGACGAAAAGACAGGACAUAUCAAGCAUAAGAAGCAGAGAUGAGAAAUUGAGGGACAAGGAACAAGAACAACUACUUAAAG